AUGUCGAGUUCAACGGUGGGCGGCCUGCUGGUGGAAGAAGAUGAGGUGGAGGACGAAGUGCAGGCCAAGUCGAGCGGGGAGGUGGUGCCGCCCGUCCUCGGCGGGGGUAGCGCCCGUACCUACGUUCCCUUGAAGGCCAAGCACCUGGUCCGAUUGGUGCAGAAGAUGAGCCACGCGAAGCCCCUGAAGCUGAGCGGGAUGGACCUGCAGGGGUUGAGCCUGUGUGGCAUGGACCUCACCGGCGCCAGACUCUUUCGGUGCGACUUGCGCGGAGUCGACUUCCAGUGGGCCAACCUGACCGAGGCCACCCUCACCGACUGCAACCUCACCGGGGCCAAUCUCAAAGGGGCGAAUAUGCGCGAGGUGCAGCUGGCCAGCACCAACCUCACCCGGGCGAACCUCUCCGGCGCGAACUUGCACUUGGCCAGGCUCGGGAAGGCUCAGCUCCGAAGGGCGAACCUCAGCGGGGCGAACCUGGAGGAAGCCCAGCUCGAGGAUGCUGAUCUGCGACAAGCCAAUCUCGCCAACGCCAAGAUGACCAAGGCAAACCUGAUGCACGCAGACCUCCGAGAGGCAAACCUGUCCGGAGCGGUGAUGCUGCGUGCCGACUUGAGGAGCGCCAUCCUCCGCAGGGCCGAUCUGUCUGGUGCUGCCCUUCCAAAUGUCGAGCUGCAGAGGGCGAGCCUUCGGAGAGCCAACCUCACUGGUGCAAACUUGACCUGGGCCACCCUCACUGACGCUGAUUGCACGCAAGCCAACUUGUCUGGAGCCAACCUCUCUGGCGCAGACCUGAGCAACAGCACAUUGACUGGGGUAAAGCUCUCAGAAGCCAAGCUCCACGGCUUUCCACCCACCAAGCUCCCACAAGGGUUCCAGCCUUGA
This is a messenger RNA of Acanthamoeba castellanii str. Neff, 882 nucleotides long. RefSeq names its product pentapeptide repeatcontaining protein. The transcript is spliced from 9 exons. Bases 1 to 882 code for a protein of 293 amino acids. The record is from RefSeq and is a predicted model, not a curated record. Lineage: Eukaryota; Discosea; Longamoebia; Acanthamoebidae.